AUGAAGUCUGUACUCUCACUUGUAUCCCGACCAGCCUUCAAGUCGUAUACACAGACAGCUCACCUUCCCGGAAGAAUUUCCAGAGUCUAUACGACGGCACAUAGCGUCCCUCCACUCAACGACAAAUCUCUUUUCCGUAAUCAAGCUUAUAUCAAUGGAAAUUGGGUGAACGCAAAGUCGGGGAAGACCUUCGAGGUCACUGACCCUGGCAGUGGCAAAGUCAUCGAUACCAUGCCAGAGAUGGAUAAAGAAGACGCUGAGCUCGCUAUUCAAGCUGCAUCCGACGCCCUACCAGCUUUUAAGAAGCUCACGGGUCGACAAAGAGGUCGAAUGUUGAACAAAUGGUAUCAAUUAAUGAUGGAGAAUGCCGACGACCUUGCGAAGCUUAUAACGUGGGAGAAUGGGAAGCCAUUGGCUGACGCCAAAGGUGAAGUUUCGUAUGCGGCGUCAUUCUAUGAGUGGUUUGGUGAAGAAGCUCCACGCAUAUACGGAGACACCAUACCUUCCACUGCUGCUGGAAAUAGAAUCAUCACGAUAAAAGAGCCGGUAGGAGUCUGUGGGUUGAUAACUCCAUGGAAUUUCCCCGCGGCUAUGAUUACUAGGAAGAUUGGUCCUGCGCUGGCCGCAGGGUGUACUGUUGUUGCGAAGUCUCCUGGCGAGACACCUUAUACAGCUGCGGCUCUUGUAGUCUUGGCCGAACGCGCUGGCAUUCCGAAGGGGGUCAUCAACGUUAUCACUGCGUUAAACAACACUCCAGAGAUUGGUGAGGCUAUCACGUCCUCUUCAGCCGUGCGUAAAGUGUCAUUCACUGGCAGCACCCGUGUUGGCAAGCUUCUCAUGAAGCAAUCGUCAGAAACCCUCAAGAAGCUUUCAUUCGAACUAGGUGGUAACGCCCCUUUUAUCGUCUUUGACGAUGCAGAUUUAGAAGCCGCAGUCGCUGGAGCCAUUGCAAGCAAGUUCCGUUCCUCAGGCCAGACUUGUGUUUGUGCCAAUCGUAUUUACGUUCAACGAGGCAUCUAUGAAGAAUUUGUCGAGGCAUUCGCCGAGAAGGUUAGGAGUUUCAAAGUAGGUGGUGGAUAUGAAGAAGGCGUCACGCAUGGUCCCCUGAUCCACGACCGCGCCGUUGAGAAAGUCGAAUCUCACGUCCAAGACGCCUUGAAACAUGGCGGUAAGGUCUUAAUCGGGGGACAAAAGCUGCCAGACCUAGGUGCCAAUUACUUCCAACCUACUGUCAUCCGCGAUUCGACGGCCGACAUGCUCAUUGCUAGCGAAGAGACUUUCGGGCCCGUUGCUGCACUGUUCCCAUUUGAGACUGAAGCAGAGGUCAUCGAGUUAGCCAACAAGGCAGAAGUCGGCCUAGCUGGAUACUUCUUCAGCAACGACGUCCAGCGAUGUUUCCGCGUCGCGGAGGCCAUAGAAGUCGGCAUGAUCGGUAUCAACACCGGACUCAUCAGCGACCCUGCUUCGCCGUUUGGCGGCGUCAAAGAGAGCGGAUUCGGUCGCGAAGGCAGCAAGUACGGGAUUGAUGAGUAUAUGAUCACCAAAACGUUAACUUUUGGUGGCAUGGGUCUGCCAUUGCAAGGGUCUAAGUAG
Messenger RNA from Pseudovirgaria hyperparasitica, 1593 nucleotides. Its product is annotated as succinic semialdehyde dehydrogenase. NCBI's taxonomy places the organism in Eukaryota, Fungi, Ascomycota, Dothideomycetes, Acrospermales, Acrospermaceae. Gene Ontology annotation, molecular function: succinate-semialdehyde dehydrogenase (NAD+) activity. Bases 1 to 1593 code for a protein of 530 amino acids. Gene Ontology annotation, biological process: GABA catabolic process. The record is from RefSeq and is a predicted model, not a curated record. The transcript is spliced from 4 exons.